AUGAGAAACGCAUUGCUCGCCGCGGCCGGCCUCGCUGCCUUCAAGACCGCGCUCGCAUACGACGCGACGGUCUGCGGCAAGGACAAGUUCACAAGUGAAGACACCAACUACAUCUUCCAGUCAAACGCCUGGGCGCCCGUUGGCGAUGGCUUCCAAUGCGUCUCCAUCGACCAAGCAACACCAGCCUUCGACGCAACCUGGUCCUGGGAUGAGAACCCCGAAAACGUCCACUCCUUCCCCCACGUCCGCUUCAACUCGACCAAGCUGCCCACCCGCCUCGACGCCAUCAAGACCUUCCGCCUCGCCACCAGCUGGACCAUGACCGCCGGCAACCCAGGCUCCUCCGCCUCGCGCGACUUCUCCACCUCCGCCUGGGAGGACAGCAAGGCGAACCUCAGCGGCGUCGUCGCCAACGCCGCCUGGGACUUCUUCGUCGACAAGAACAAGAGCAGGACGUACAACCCCGUCGACGCUGAGGCCGAGAUCAUGAUCUGGCUGGGCAAGGUCGGCAACCCGUACCCGCUGAUGGGCGACUCCAUCCUGACCAACAUUACCCUCGGAUCGACCGAAUUCUCCCUCUGGUACGACACCAACCAGCGCGACCAAAAGGUCUUCACCUGGGUCACCCGCGACGGCUCCGACGUGAACGAGUUCGACGAGGACGUCAAGCCCCUCUUCGACUACGUUCUCAACUCUGGCGAGAUUGACAAGGAGUCGUGGCUCGGCCUCGUCGAAUUCGGCUCUGAGGCCUGGCACUCCGAAGACAACACCACCUUCAGCGCGGCCAACUUCAAGAUGGAGCUCGACAACGGCGACUCUGGCUCCGGCGACAGCGAGGAUGCCGCUGGCGUGGUGACGCUGAGCGCCUGGCUCCUGGCUGCGCCUGCUCUUCUCAUGCUCGCUGGGUUAUUUUAG
Colletotrichum siamense is the source of this 915-nucleotide messenger RNA. It is a transcript of the gene cel12A, whose product is annotated as Endoglucanase cel12A. NCBI's taxonomy places the organism in Eukaryota, Fungi, Ascomycota, Sordariomycetes, Glomerellales, Glomerellaceae. The transcript is spliced from 4 exons. The record is from RefSeq and is a predicted model, not a curated record. Gene Ontology annotation, molecular function: cellulase activity. The coding region runs from base 1 to 915 and encodes 304 amino acids. Gene Ontology annotation, biological process: polysaccharide catabolic process.